Molecule: messenger RNA, 1243 nt
Organism: Paramormyrops kingsleyae
Lineage: Eukaryota; Metazoa; Chordata; Actinopteri; Osteoglossiformes; Mormyridae
Source: RefSeq, a predicted model, not a curated record
AGUAAUUUUUUUGACUUCAUUUAUUUUUGUGAUAGCACAUCAGGAUUUGUACUUACAUUAUUCAAACUUGUUUAUUCAAAAACUAUUUUUAAAUCUUUUUUUUUAAUGUAAAUAUUAGGUGUCACGCCCAGCUCCGUCCGAUCCUCGUGUGUGCCACGCCCACCUCGUUACCUCGUGUUAAUCCCUGAUUGUCAUCACCUGUUUCCUGUUCCUUUUGAAUUGUCCUGUGUAUAUUAGUCCACGUAUGCCACUAUCUUCCAGAUCGGUCAUUGAUGUCGUCGUGUCUCGUGCUUGUUGUGCCUAGUGUGCCUUCUGUCCAGCCAAUAAACCCCGCUUACCCGUCCGCUUUGCUCUACUCACCUGUUUUCCUGCUUGCCUGCUCCGCGUAACGUAGCAGAAUGACCGAUCUCACGAAAGAAUCACUGCAGCAGGAAGAGGACCCAUGGCUACUCCUGCUGCACGAGGUGAGCGAGCAGCCGGAGGUCCGAGAAGACCCCGGCUUAUUGGUCCUGGCCAACCAGAGUUGGACCCUCCUACAAGAGGUUACCCCGCUCAACGAAGUGCACUCACUGGCGGAAGUGCGCUCCAACCUUCAGCAGCUCGUCGGCACGGUGACAGAAAAGCGGCUCCAGCCGCUCGCCUGCACAGAGGCAACCCCGCCUCCACCUACCUGUCCCGGCCGGCGAAAGAAGAAAAGGCUCUGCCCGCGGUCCUGCCUGCUGCUGCCACUAUGCCCGUCUCGCCCAUCCUGUCUGCCUUGCCCUGUCUGCCUUCAGCUGCGCCCGAGGCGCCUGCUAUGGCCCUGCCUCCGCCCAUGCCUGAGGUCCUGCCCAUCUCGCCGGCUCGGCCCAUCUUGCCUGCAGCCUGCCUGCUAGUCCCGUCUGUCUCGCCCGCAGCCCGCCUGCCUGCAGUGGUCUUGCCUGAGGUCCCUACGCCCGCUGUCCCGGCUCCGCCCGUCUCUGCUCCGCCCGAGGCUCCUAGGCCUCCGCCUCCUGCUCCGCCCGAGGCCCCGACACUAACCCCUGAAAUCUCUGUCCCCGAGGAGGUCCCGGACUGUAUUACCAUCGCUCCUCCUCCCUUUCUGGUCCUGUUCCCCUGGUCUCGUCCGCCCCUUCCCUUGGGCGCGCCAAGAAUGACCAACACCGUCAACACGACCUGGUAUCUCAGCCUGGCGAUCUCCGACUUCCUGUUCUGCCUUUUCCUCCCUAUAAAAACAUGUGAAUAUGUGGCCACCCAAAACUAG